GUGAACGCUGUAGAAGGUGAAUGUUGGUGUCUGGUGUGGCUGUAGCAAAAGCCCAAAAAAAUGGGUUCCAUCGAAAACAUUUCCGAAUUGUGCCGUUUGUGCUUAGUUAAGGACCAAGUAAAUGUACCAAUUUUCGAAGAAAAUGCUAGCAAAGAACAGACUUUUGUGAAAAUCAAUUCGUGUCUGCCGGUGAAGGUAUCUCGCGAUGACAGCCUGCCCAAAAAGAUCUGUGAUGGAUGUUCCUGUAAAUUAGAUAUGCUCUACAACUUCCGGAACACGAGUGUAGAUUCCGAAAAACAAUUAUUAAAAUGGCUCAAUCAAGCCGAUUUAAGUUGUUCUCAGUCAGCGGCAAAAGACCCCCUAGCUAGUACAAAACCCGAAAUCAUGAUUAAACAAGAGACCUUUGAACCAACUGAUUCUCGAGGGGAUGACAACUCUGAUAUGGGUAUGGACACUCAUAGUUACUUAAUGCAACAGCAGAAGUUGCCUUAUCCGCAAGAAUUCGAAUUCGGGGGGCCUUCCGAAUCAAAUGUGGGGUUAAUGACUGAUGAACCUGCACCAAAGAGGGCGAAACGUGCCGCUGCUUUGAAUAAAGCACCUAUUGAGACUGAUGAUGAUGAUCUUGAUGCUGCCAUGCAGAUAACCAAGGCGGAAGAGGAAGAUAGCGAAGAAAUAGAUCAACCUGAUUAUGUUGAAGCACCUUCAACUAGUGCCGAUGAUCAACCUGGCCCUUCUGGGGUGGGCAAGGCCUCCGUUGAAGCACCGCAAUAUUUGGAGCAAAUGCUAAAAUGCAAACUUCCGGAAGUCGACAUAAUCCCCGUGAAGCAACAACUGCGAUUAAAGUCCCUCAACCAAAUGAAAACACGAGGCAAAAAAAUCCCUUACAAAAACCCCUUCAUUUACACCAACUCGAAACCGAGUAAUCGCAAAGUGAAAAAACGCUCAACUCCGGAAAAUCGUAGUAUAAAAUGGGCUUGCAUGAUUUGUUCAGACGUUCAAGAAGAUAAACAAUCUCUGAUUGAACAUUACGAGUUUCACAAGAAUGAAACUGAGAGUCUUGGUCUUGGAGACCACUCUAGUGGCGACUACUUCCUUUGUCCGGUCUGCUUGACCGAUUUUACUUCCUUGAAGAGUUACGAGAAGCACGUGGAGAACCAACAUGGAGAAAAACACUUUGCUUGCGACGAGUGUAACAAAUUUUUCAAAAAUGCCUACCAGUUGUGCAUCCACAACUACAACAUUCACUCCACUGAGAAAAUCUACAGAUGCGUUAUGUGCAAUUUCACUACAAAACUUUUGAAAUCUUUGCGUCCUCAUUUGAAGCAGAAGCACGAAGAUGAGUUUAAAUAUCGGUGCGAGAUUUGCAACCGCGGYUUUGCAUCAGCGACAUGGUACGAGGAACACAAGAACUUCCACACAGGUGCUAUGCCCUUCGAGUGCGAAAUCUGCUUCAAGAGUUUUCCCUACACGAGAUAUUUGAUCGCGCAUAAAAAAACUAUGCAUCCGGAUGUGCAAUCCGUGUCUCCAGCCACACACGAGUGUGACAUUUGCCACAAACGAUUUGCGCAUAAGAAGAGUCUAGUGUUGCACAUUCGGGGGCACACGGGAGAAAACACCGUUUUGUGUGAAAUGUGCGGCAAGAGUUUGUCGAGUUCGGAGCAUUUGAAGCAGCAUAUUAGGAUUCAUACAGGGUACAAGCCGCACACCUGCUCGGUCUGUGGCAAGAGUUUCGCCAAAAAGUGCAACUUGACGUUGCAUGAAAGGGUGCACAGUGGCGAAAAGCCGUAUGUUUGCAACACUUGCGGCAAAUGCUUCUCGCAGAGGUCCACUCUUGUUAUUCACCAAAGAUACCACUCAGGGGAGCGGCCGUAUGUGUGUCAUUUGUGCACUAGGGGGUUCGUCGCCAAGGGACUUUUGGGGGUUCAUUUGAAAACUUGUUCAGGGAUGCCACUUGAUUAGGGGUUCGGUGUUUUUCUUGUUGUGAAUAAAUUUGGAUUGUCUUACUUUGGUUGAAUUUUUCCGGUGAGGGGCGGCAUUUUAAAUGCCCAUUAUUUUGUUUUCUGGAUAUAAAUUUGUAUAAUUUAUUUUCGUGUUUUUAUUUUGAAAUUAGUAAUAGUUCUUCAUUAUUGUAUUUCUGUAAAAAUUAAUUGUUUUCUUUGAUUUUUGAAUAAA
Molecule: messenger RNA, 2172 nt
Organism: Tribolium madens (black flour beetle)
Lineage: Eukaryota; Metazoa; Arthropoda; Insecta; Coleoptera; Tenebrionidae
Product: zinc finger protein OZF-like
Exons: 4
Coding region: 61-1959 (632 amino acids)
Biological process (GO): DNA integration; regulation of immune system process; DNA recombination
Cellular component (GO): nucleus; chromosome
Molecular function (GO): RNA polymerase II cis-regulatory region sequence-specific DNA binding; chromatin insulator sequence binding; DNA-binding transcription activator activity, RNA polymerase II-specific
Source: RefSeq, a predicted model, not a curated record